This is a messenger RNA of Danio aesculapii, 4274 nucleotides long. RefSeq names its product sorting nexin 9a (gene snx9a). The transcript has 18 exons. The record is from RefSeq and is a predicted model, not a curated record. Gene Ontology annotation, molecular function: protein binding; phosphatidylinositol binding. Gene Ontology annotation, biological process: mitotic cytokinesis; intracellular protein transport; cleavage furrow formation. NCBI's taxonomy places the organism in Eukaryota, Metazoa, Chordata, Actinopteri, Cypriniformes, Danionidae. The coding region runs from base 270 to 1946 and encodes 558 amino acids. Gene Ontology annotation, cellular component: plasma membrane; cytoplasmic vesicle.
ACAUUUUGAGGCCAAUGUGCUGAAGUUUUCCGGGUCUUAGUUAGGGAAAGAGGACGAAACAUCCACGUUUUCAACGCCCAUAUCUCGUUAUAUGGGUCAUAUAACUGGAUUUUGUCGAGCUAUGUUUUGCUAAUCGACAGCGUUCACUGCUGCAUAACACAAAAACAAACGCGUAAUUUGCGCUUCAUUUAGGGAGAGAAAGGUUUGUUUUUACUACGUUUUUAGACCUCAUAUCGCAUGUUAAUGGUGAUUAAUAUAUUGAUACCACGAUGGCAGUGAAGGCUCAGGUAUUAUAUGACUUCAUUGCUGAGCCUGGCAACAAUGAGCUGACUGUUCAAGAAGGUGAAACGCUUACCAUCACUAACCAGAAUGUAGGCGGUGGCUGGGUAGAGGCUCAGAAUUCCAGAGGAAAUAUAGGCCUGGUGCCAGUGGACUAUAUUGAGGUAAACUCUGCUUCCACACAAGCACCAGCGACACAAUACAUUGAUGCCCGCAGUCAAGGCAACAACAACAGUACGGCGAAUACUCAGGGGGUUAAUGGAAAUGAGGCUUGGACUGCCACAACAUGGUCUAACAGCUACCCUGCAGACAACUGGAAUUACACUGAACAGGAACCAGCAGGCAAUAAUGGUUCUGUGUAUUCCUUCGAUGAGGAAUGGGAUGAUGAUUCUGAUGAUGGAAAGUCGACUGAUGGUUAUGGAGGCUCGCAGGCGGAAGAUGGGGGAACCAUGCAACGGAGUGGAGGUCACUCCACAAUGAAAUUAUCUCUCAACAAGUUUCCAGGGUUUUCCAAGACCCCAAACCCAGAAGUGUAUCUCCUUACCAAGCAUGUAACUAAAGGAAAUGACAGACUGUCUGUUUAUCCAGGCGAGGUUGGUCCAGUAUGGUUAUAUCCACAAACACAGUUAGAUUGUGUAGUGGCUGAUCCCAAAAAGGGCUCAAAAAUGUAUGGCCUGAAGAGCUACAUUGAAUACCAGAUCACACCUAAUACUACAAACAGACCGGUCAAUCACAGAUACAAACACUUUGAUUGGUUAUAUGAGAGGCUUGUGGAGAAGUUUGCCUGUGCUUUGCCAGUCCCAGGUCUGCCCGACAAACAGGUUACAGGCCGAUUUGAAGAGGAAUUUAUCAAAAUGCGCAUGGAGCGCCUGCAGGGCUGGAUGUCCCGGAUGUGCCGACAUCCUGUAAUCUCAAACAGCGAAGUUUUUCAGCUGUUCCUUAACUACAGAGACGAGAAGGAGUGGAAACUAGGGAAGCGGAAAGCGGAGAAAGAUGAAACAGUGGGAGUGAAAAUCUUCUCUACCAUUGAUCCAGAGCUCCCAGAGUUAGAUCCUGCUCAAGUGGAGCAGAAGUAUGAAGUGUACAAUCAGUUUACCAGAUCUAUGGACAACAGUGUUAAAGAAUUGCUGGCAGUUGGGAAUCUUCACUGGAAAAGGUGUACAGGCCCAUUGCAAAAGGAGUAUCGGCAGAUCGGAAAAGCAUUUCAGAACUUGUCAUCAGUUUUCAACAGCAGCGGAUACCCGAGGGAAUCAACUCUGACAGAAGCAUUAACUGCAACAGGGAAAACGUAUGAGGAAAUAGCGGAAGUCAUUGCAGCUCAGCCAAAGAAAGAUCUUCAUUUCCUGUUGGAAACAAACACCGAAUACAAGGGACUACUGGGCUGCUUCCCUGACACAGUAGGAGUUCACAAGGCUGCCAUUGAUAAAGUAAAAGAAGCUGAUCAUUUGGUGACGACGAACAAGAUCAGCCAGCAAGACAAACACACAAUGGAAAAAAACCUCAGCACCAUGUCUUACGCAUUACAAGCGGAGAUGAAUCACUUUCACAGCAACCGCAUCUAUGACUACAACAGACUCAUGCAGUUCUACCUGGAGGAGCAGGUCAAGUUCUACGAAACGAUUGCAGAAAAGCUGAAGAAAGCACUCGGUCAGUACACCACCAUAUGAGGACACACUCAAAACAGCAAUACUCAUCAAACUGUCAUGGGAACAUCAAAAAAACUGAUGCUGCUUUUGCUUUUUUAACAUUAAUUCAGAAUUAACCAUCUUGUUUCCACUUAAAUGUAUUAAAGCUUUGUGAAAUAUAGGAAAUAUAGGUUAUAAGGGAACAAACUAUGUAAGAUUCUAUUUACUAACCAAUUAUUUUGGUCACAGAAAGGAGAUUUUAUCAGUUGUAUCUGUUACUUAAGCGAAUGAAACACACUCCCGAUAGUAAGACAUGUCGUUUUCUCUGUGCAAAUCGAGGUCUCUCAGGGAUGCGUUCACUCAGACUGGGCCUUCUAUACCAAAAUGGAGUUAAUUAACGUCUUAAUUGCAUUUUCAGACGUGAUUUUAUUGACUUGUAAUAUGUGAAAUAAUAUGUGAAAUCUGCAGAGUCAUGCGAUUAGGAUGGCAAAACUCAGAAGGCUGGUUCCCUUAAAGCAGUGUUUCUCAACCACGCUCCUAGAGACCCACCAACACUGCAUGUUUUGGAUGUCUCCUUUGUCUGUCACCCAUUACAGGUCUUUCAGUCUCUGCUAAUGAGCUGAUGAUCUGAAUCAGGUGUGUUUGGUUAAGGAGACAUGGAAUAUGUGCAGAGCUGGUGGUCCUCCAGGAACGUGGUUGAGAAACACUGCCUUAAAGGGAUAGUUUACCCAAAAAUUAAAAUUCUGUAAUCAUUUACUCAUCCUUUUUCAAAACCUGUUUGAGUUUCCAGUGAACACAAGGGAAUAUAUUCUGAAGAAUGUUGGGGGGAAAAACAGCUAUUGUUUUCAAUUGUAUUUUUUUUUUUUUGUUCCUGCUAUGGCUGUCAAUGGCCACAACAGUUUUUAGAAUAAUUUGUUUUGUGUUCAACAGAAGAAAGAAGUUGAUAAAAGUUUAGAACCACUUCAGUGUGAAUAAAUGGUAAGGAAAUUGCCUUUUUUGGGGUGAACUAUUCCUUCAAUAUAUCCUGUGGGUUUUUAUUAUUUUUAUUUAUAUGUGAAAUAAGGUCUGUGGUUAGCAUAACUUGACGAUACUUGGACAUUUUGUGGUGUACUAGUGCGAACUGCACAUGCGCACACUGAAGGUUUUAAUCUAGCUUUCUGGUAGCAAGGUAGUUUUAAAAAUAAACAACUGUUUUAGUCUGUGCUAUUUUCAAGUUUUGAUUAUCACACAACGUUUGCUCAACUAACAUUUUGCCAUUAAGUUGCUCACUCUCAGGCCAUCUGAAAUGUAGAUGAUCAUCACUACAUUGCAUCAGCUGCUGGCACUUUGAGUAAAUAACAAAGCAUACAGGCAACAAAGUUAAUAGCUCUGAUUCCUGAUAAUACAUUGAGGUCAUUAAGGAAGUGCUAAAGAUUGAGUUUGUCCUGCCUAAACAUUAUUUGAAUGCUAAACCUAAGGUUAACAAACAAUCUAGACUUGCUUUUCUAAUGCUAGAUUAAAGGUAAUGCUGUAAAUAAUAUUGAGUUUUGUUCACAGACUGACUGUUUUACUUCAUUAAGGCCUCAGUGUAUUGUCAGGAGUCAUUUUAUUUUGUCUGUUUAUGUUUAGUUUUCUUUUUGUUUAACUAUUAAAGUGCCAGGAUCACAAAGGGCCACAAUUGUGGCUACACUGCAAAAAAUGCUUCAUGUAGAUUAUUUUUUGUCUGGUUUCUAGUCCAAAUGUCUAAAAAUUCUUAUAUCAAGAAGCAUUUUCUAGGCAAGCAAAACAUAUAGUCUUGUUUUAAGAAAUAAUACGCCAAAAUUAAGUGAGCUUUUCCUUAAAACAUGCAAACUAAUCUGCCAAUGGGGUAAGCAAAAUAAUCUUAUGUCAAAAGGAAAAACAAGAUUAUUUUGCUUAUCCUAUUGGCAGAUUAUUUAGCAUGUUUUAAGGAAAAACUCCCUUAAUUUUGAUAUAUUAUUCUCUUAAAACAAGACUAUAUGUUUUGCUUGUCUAAAAAUUGCUUCUUGAUUUAGGACUUCUUAGAUAUUUGGACUAUAAACAACAGAAAAAAUCGUUUUUUGCAGUGUAUUAAUAGCAAAUUCCAAUUAUUAUCUGAACUAUCCCUUUAAUUUACUAAUAAAGUAAAACUGAAUAAUCUUGAAGGAACCAGUUGCAAAUGAGUCUUCCAGAUUUUGAGGUCGUGACUGCAGCACUCCGUUGAAUAUGUCUGAUAUUUAGUGUUUUGUAUUGGAAAAGGUAAUCAUUUUUUUUGUUUUGUUUUGUAAAAUGUUGUAUGAAAAACAACUAGAAAUGUCCCUGUCACUGUCAGUGUAUAAAAUGUUUGUAACUAGCCCUCCGGUGUGGAAUAAAUCUUUCUUUAUACCAUUAUAA